Messenger RNA from Aspergillus alliaceus, 3321 nucleotides. RefSeq names its product lipase ROG1 family protein. The record is from RefSeq and is a predicted model, not a curated record. The transcript has 3 exons. Lineage: Eukaryota; Fungi; Ascomycota; Eurotiomycetes; Eurotiales; Aspergillaceae. Gene Ontology annotation, molecular function: monoacylglycerol lipase activity. The coding region runs from base 281 to 3226 and encodes 981 amino acids.
CCCGUCCUUGUUAGGUAGUCCAUAGUACUACUAGAUGCAACGCGGUCAAUGGUCAAUUUACUAGGUACUCUACUCCGUACUCUGUAUUCAACUAACCACUAUUACGUAUAUACUGCUUAGGGAGGUUGUACUAACCGACAUAGAUCCAGUCUCUAGUAUCACUUCAUUAUCAACGGUUGUUAUUUUGCUAAAGCCCCAACCCACAGUACACUGCCUGUGCUCCUGAUUGAAGGUGAGAAGGCUAGGCCUCUCUAAUGGGAACAAUUGCAUACUGGUAUCGAUGCUUAUCAGCCCGCGAACAUAUUCCGCUUCACAGAUACUAGAUCGAGGACAACUCUCCCUCAAUAGUGAGGAUCAUCCGAGGUUUCAUUCACUCCUUGGGUGGAGUGGCAGCUCUGCGGAUGGUAGGCGAGCCGCCGAAAUGCUAUUGAUUCAUCAGACGGGCAGUGUCCGUGUGGGUGAAGUGGUCAGGUACACGGUAACUUACUCACCUGCAGCCGACGCCGCCAGUCCCAUUCCAGCAGAGUUAUAUGUGAAAGUCAAAAAUACGUCUGCAAUUCCCCUCCGCGCUGCCUACCUCCAUGGCCCGUAUACACUCUACACGUCCUGCUAUCCAUCCAAGUUUGACCCAAACAUUAAACUUGACCAGCAAGUCACAGAAGGCAUCCCCCAAUUUGAGCCAUACCUCAAAGCUGGGGGCAGUUGGAGUGCAGUUAUCACCGUGCCCCGGCGUCUUCGUCAAAACACGGAGGUCGCUUCUGCUGCGCCCAGAAGCCAUCAGAGAGUAACAUGGGUCAUUGAGAUAUUAUCUCAAGUGGUAUUUUCGAGUACUGCAUCCGUAAACUUUGAGCUUCUGGUGGGCCGUGACCAAAAAUCGGUGGAGCUAUACUCUACCGGCGGAGCGUCAACCUCUGGGCUUCCUCAGGCAGCUCAACUAAGCGACCACUGGUCGCCAAAUUCAAAAGGCAAACAAGUGGUUGCUACAAAAGGGGUAUAUUCUAGCGCUAUAACAUUACUCAUAGACGACACCGUGAGUCUUUGGAAUACGCCCGCGUUUUCUUCCUUUGACAAAGGAUGCGAGAAAAGAGAAGAUAACGAGCCAAAUGAAGAAGCGAGAACCAACGCCGAGCCGUCGGCAGGACCUCGCGAAUUACCAGAUCACUCGCAGAGCACCCGACGCAAGAAGAAGGUCCACCUCGUUGUGCUGACCCAUGGCCUACAUAGCAACCUUGGAGCAGACAUGCUUUAUCUCAAGGAGAGCAUUGAUAGCGCGGCCAGAAAGGCUAAGGAACAAGCUGACAUUGCUCGUCAGAAAUGUGGGACUGAGCAAGCUGGCGGCAAUGACUAUGACGAUGAAGAGCACGUCAUUGUCAGAGGAUUCCCUGGUAAUGCGGUUCGUACUGAACGUGGGAUCCAGUAUCUUGGCAAGCGUCUCGCGAAAUAUGUCUUGUCAAUGACAUAUGCAGAACAGCCCUACAAUCCUUAUCCCAAUACAAAAGGGAAGACAUUACCGAAACCUCUGGCUGUCUGGAAGAGUGCAGCGGGGGAAUCUUCUAAAAAUCAUAUAGCUCAUGACGUUCACUCAAGGCGAGCCGAAGGUGGGGAUGCCUAUCAGAUCACCAGCAUCAGCUUUAUCGGUCAUUCUCUCGGCGGGCUCAUUCAGACAUAUGCUAUUGCAUAUAUUCAAAAACAUUCACCUGAAUUCUUUGAUACUGUCAGGCCUGUCAAUUUCAUCGCAUUGGCGACUCCUUUUCUCGGUCUCAGCAAUGAGAACCCUAUGUACGUCCGCUUUGCCUUAGACUUGGGUCUUGUCGGACGAACAGGCCAGGACCUAGGGCUUAGCUGGACAGCACCCCGGGUAAGAAGCGGCUGGGAGGCUAUAAUUGGUGGGAAAGGCAAUUCUGCAAAAUCACAAGGGUAUCCAGAUGCUGGAUCAAAACCUUUACUAAGAAUCCUUCCUUGUGGGCCUGCGCAUGAAGUCCUUGCUAAGUUCCAACACCGCACUGUCUACUCCAAUGUGGUCAACGACGGAAUUGUACCUCUAAGAACCUCCUGUCUCCUUUUCCUUGACUGGAGAGGGCUAGAGCGAGUCGAAAAGGCGCGGAGAGAGAAUGGGAUAGUCGGUACAAUGGCUGAAUGGGGUUGGGCCGAAUUAACAGGUGCAAAUUCAAAGUCGCCACGGACCGCUCGCUCUGGUACGGAGUUGGAGUGGGAAACCGCCGGAGAGGAAAGCAAUGAGGCCCGCAGCGAUAUAUUGAUUACAGAGAUGUCGUCGCAUCGGGCUAUUACACCUAGUGCUCCAACCUCAGCAAUUAGCCACAAGCCAUCGGAGCAAGCCCAACAUUUCGUUUCUUCUCCUAACACAACGAUAGAUGCAGCACCGGGUGACAAUCAGUCUCUAAGUUACGGCCCUUUGAGCAGUUUUCUUUCUAUGUUUCGGCCUAAAGAAGCUGCUAAGGCGUCCCUGGGGCAUAAGCAAACUAAGAUGCUCAAACGUAGCCAGACACUUGGUACAUCUAGCGGAGCCACAGAAGGGCCGUUGUCUUUAUGUUCACCUACUGAAGAAUCAUUUGCCGAUAGCCAGCUGUCCGACGAACAGGGACUUUACGCGCCACCAAAGACCACCCUAUUUGAGUCUGCGAGCGAUCUUCUCAUGCCGCCCAUUCCUCCCAUUGAAUUUAUAAUUGACCCUACUUCAAGACCUCGAACCAUUUUCCAUGACCGAAUUUAUAACCCUGAGGAUAUACCGCCUCCAUUGACCCCUAAGAGACGAACCUUGACUUUUGGCCCUUCUCAAAGUAAGGUCUCAAAGGCAGGGUCGUUAUUGUCGGAAGAAUCCUCACACCGUGGCUUUAAUGAGAGCGAGAGUGGGCUGAGGGUCGAAGAAAAAAUCGCGAGGGCUUAUCACCGCAACUUGACGUGGCGCAAAGUGCUCGUUCGCCUUGAACCAGAUGCACACAAUAAUAUCAUCGUUCGGCGUAUGUUCACGAAUGCAUAUGGCUGGCCCGUGGUGAAGCAUCUUGUUGAUACCCACUUUGGGUAUACGUCUGCAGCUCAGUCUAAGGAUGAUUCCGUGAAAGGGGUAGAAAGGGCAAAGCCACCCACCGUCCCAACAAGUAGCCUAGGCGAAGAAGUGCAAGGGCAGAAUGAACCACCUAUGAAAAAUUUCACAAACGGACAAGAACCCAGCAAGAGUCCAAUCGCUGAGGUUGGGUCCACCGAUUAAGACAGUCAUCUCAUCCAAAUUCGAGAAAGCUGUAUGAGUUUUUGAGCAAAUAUAGAUGUUUUAUACCGUGGAUUAUCGUUUCCCCCCCCCCCCCC